Messenger RNA from Cladophialophora psammophila CBS 110553, 954 nucleotides. RefSeq lists its product as uncharacterized. NCBI's taxonomy places the organism in Eukaryota, Fungi, Ascomycota, Eurotiomycetes, Chaetothyriales, Herpotrichiellaceae. The coding region runs from base 1 to 954 and encodes 317 amino acids. Gene Ontology annotation, molecular function: hydrolase activity. The record is from RefSeq and is a predicted model, not a curated record. The transcript has 4 exons.
AUGCUUGCAUAUUGCAAAAAACACGAACUUCCGUUGCAGACAGAACUGAUCCCUGAAGGCAUGGGAGCCAAAAUCCACUGGUUAGGCGACAGAUCAUUACAGAAAUGCAAAGUGAUUUUGUAUUUUCAUGGUACGUUCUACUGGAAACCACUACGCCAAGAUGUCAAGAUCACCCCGUCUUUCGUUACCAAAGACCAUCAAAAGAUGAUUCGAAACCGGCUGACGGUCGUUCGGCCAAUACAAUUUGUGGUCCGGUGCUCAAAGGUCCUACAAGACAAGGGCGAGAGAGCCGUCAUUGCAUUCGUUGAAUACGGAUUGACACCGGAGAACCGAUAUCCGACUCAGUAUUUGCAGGCUGUCCGGGCUCUGAAUUACGUCCUGCAGAAAGACUACCAACCCGCCGACCUGAUCCUAGGUGGCGAUUCGGCCGGAGGUAAUAUCUGCCUGGCCAUCAUGUCGCUGGCUCUCCACGCCGCCAACGACACGCUAUCACAGCCAACACUGCCGUCCCCCCUGGCAGGUGUUUUCUUGAUCUGCCCGUGGGUCAGCUUCCAGUCAUCGUCGAGCUCGUACCGCGACAAUGCGGCAAUCGACAUCGUCUUAGCCCCACAGAUGCACCACUGGGCAGAAGCUUUCCUACCCGUGGCUUUAGCCGCGUCCCAGAGGCUUGACGACUCUGUUAUCCACAAUCUGGUUGAACCCGUAUCUGCCGAAACAGCUUGGUGGAAGGGUUUCCCAGCGCAGCAAGUGCUGAUGGUAGGGGGAGACAAGGAAGUCUUCAGGGAUGACAUCAAGGAGCUAGGCAAGAAGUUGGCCGGUGCCUCCGUCACGACCAGCACUGUCAUAUGUGAGAACCAAAUACACAUAGAGUGUAUUUUGGACGCCCAAUAUGGUGAUACGCCGGGGAAAAUGUCGGUCACCAUCUGGGAUUGGCUUGCCCGGCUGGUUUCUUGA